AUGUCUUUGUCAUGGUUCGAGUCGGAAAUGGGAGGAAGAUACCAUGCCUUUGUCAUGGUUCGAGUUUCGGCCGCAGGACACCUUGUCCGACCUCUCCAACUGGUGUGGUGCAAUGAGAUCGAUGGUGACUCUUGGAUUGCGGAGGAGGUCCAGGCUCGAGCGAUGACAAUGCUUUCUGGUGCAGUAGGGUGUGUCGUACUUCCUGGAUGGUUGGCGAGACCAAUCCAAAGGCAACUAAUCGAACACUACGAAAAAGAAGACUCCACCACCACCAAAUUUCAAAUUCCUGGAGAACUGGGACAUUACUCCCAAUCUCCCUCAUAUACCUUAAAAAAACAGCCCGCUCCCAGGGUCUCCAGCCAAAUCCUCCAAAUAUACCAUAACACAACGCCAGCCCAGUCCCAGGGUCCCCCAACCAAUAUCCUCCACAUAUACCAUUGUUACAAAAACCCUGCCAUGCAUAACACCAUUUCCCCCGCUAUCUACCAAAGAAAUUAA
Molecule: messenger RNA, 498 nt
Organism: Botrytis deweyae
Lineage: Eukaryota; Fungi; Ascomycota; Leotiomycetes; Helotiales; Sclerotiniaceae
Exons: 2
Coding region: 1-498 (165 amino acids)
Source: RefSeq, a predicted model, not a curated record